Molecule: messenger RNA, 1091 nt
Organism: Poecilia reticulata (guppy)
Lineage: Eukaryota; Metazoa; Chordata; Actinopteri; Cyprinodontiformes; Poeciliidae
Gene: bola1
Product: bolA family member 1
Cellular component (GO): mitochondrion
Source: RefSeq, a predicted model, not a curated record
GGAGUGGACCCGCUGGAGGAAGCCAGCAGAUGGCGGCCGAGCAGCUAAAGGCGCUAACCGUCAUAAAACUUAAAAGAAGAAGUCACUCCGUCUUUCCUUUGAAAGAUUAAACUAGUGGGGAUCCAAGAUAUAACCUUGUGGAACUCCACACUUGAUUUCUGCCCACUCCUUUGAAAAGUUACCCACUGAAGUCUCUGUUCUUUAGUGGCUGAUGCUUCCCAGUGUCUCCCGCUGCACUCGGCCCAUCUGCCUUUCUGUAGCUCGGCCUCUGGCUCACUUAAGACCGCCCAUGGACCCGGACCCUAGCCGGCCCGUUGAAACAACCAUCAGAACCAAACUGACAGAAAAGUUCAAGCCCGACCACCUGGAGGUCCACAACGAAAGCCACAUGCACGCGGUUCCCCCCGGAUCCGAGUCCCACUUCCGAGUCCUGGUGGUCAGCUCGCAGUUUGUGGGUCUGCCGCUGAUUCAGCGCCACCGUCGGGUCAAUGAGGCGCUGAAGGAGGAACUGAGUAGCUGUGUUCAUGCGUUGGCCAUCCAGGCGAAGACCCCUGAGCAGUGGGGCGUGGACCCCGCCCUGGGCAAGAGCCCGUCCUGCAUGGGGGGUUCGAAAAACGACCGCACCGUCGAGGAGAAGCUGAAGGCCGGGCGGGAAUGAAGCGCUGGACUCUCACAGCCGGCGCUUUGGUUUUAUCUGCCAGUUUUAAGGUAAAAUGAUGGAAGAAUAAACCAUUACGGUGAUUUCCCUGAUGUUGGUGUGAAACUGAGUACAGAUCAGAAUAAUCAGGUUGGUUUUCUGUGCUUUUCUGCUGCUGAAUGUAAAUAAAAGUGAUUUCUGAGAUUCAUUUCCAUUUUGAAGGAGAUUUAUUUGCAUAAAUGUCGGCUUAUUAUGUUAGGAGGGAAAUUAUUAGCUAUUGGAUUUAUUUCUAGUUGAAGUCAAAACAAUGUUUAAUUCAGACAUUAUGCUGUUUGCAGUGAUGCUGAUUUCAAACCCAAAGCUUUUAUAUCAAUUAAAUAAUCCCUUUAGCUUUUUUUCUCAGUGUUUUAUGUUUGUCGCAUGUUAUUUUGUUAAAUGAAACCUUUAAGUCGGA